UGUGUCGGUAACUGCCCCGCUGUCCAGAUCUCCCACAAUUCUUCGGUGUCAGUAGUGGUGGAGUGUGAUAGGCUGCUGGAGGAGCAGAGGGGGGAACUGCAGCAGAGUAGCACCGCUGUCAGGAAGCAGGAGCCCGCUAACAACUCGCCGAACCAGCCGAGCAAGGACGGCUGUACCCGCGUGAUUUACCAUGACAACUGAAUCAGGCACAGACUCAGAGGCCAAGCAGCCACAGGAGAACAAGGAGACGGAGAAGGGGAAAGCUAAAGCAGCAGCAUCCCAGCCGAGCCAGGCCGCAGCCGAGCCCUCUUCGCCGCAGAACCAACCGGAGCAGCUUCCAGCCGCUGUCGGACACAGCACCCCGGCCAGGAAAGAACAGGAGCAGCAGGAAGAGGACCAGGAAUCCCACAGGUCAUCCAUCAGUCGUCUGUCCAAGUCUCCAUUGAGAGGAGUGAAGAAGGUGAAGAUCAUGCAGUGCAAAGUCUCCCUGCUCGAUGGCUCGGACUUCACACUCGAUGUGGAGAAACGAGCCAGGGGACAAGUGCUCUUUGACAAAGUAUGCGAUCACCUCAAUCUGCUGGAGAGAGACUACUUUGGAAUCACACACAAAGAUGUAGAGAACCAGAAGAAUUGGCUGGACCCCUCCAAGGAACUGAAGAAGCAGAUAAGGACUGGUCCUUGGAACUUUGCAUUCAACGUAAAGUUUUACCCCCCAGAUCCCUCCCAGCUCACUGAGGAUAUCACAAGGUACUAUCUGUGCCUGCAGCUUAGAGAUGAUGUGGUUUCAGGUCGCCUGCCCUGCUCCUUCGCCACCCACACAGUACUGGGUUCCUACGCAGUGCAGUCUGAACUGGGAGACUAUGACCCUGAAGAACUGGGCAGCGACUACAUCAGCGAACUGCGCUUUGCACCCAACCAGACCAAAGAGCUAGAAGAGAAGGUCAUGGAACUCCACAAGACCUACAAGGGGAUGACACCGGCCGAAGCGGAGAUACACUUCCUGGAAAACGCCAAGAAGUUGUCCAUGUAUGGUGUGGACCUCCACCACGCCAAGGACUCGGAGGGUGUGGAGAUCAUGCUGGGCGUUUGUGCAAGUGGCCUCCUCAUCUACAGAGACCGGUUGCGGAUCAACAGGUUCGCCUGGCCCAAAAUCCUCAAGAUCUCCUACAAGAGGAACAAUUUCUACAUUAAAAUCCGACCCGGCGAGUUUGAACAGUUUGAAAGCACAAUCGGUUUCAAGCUUCCAAAUCAUCGCGCUGCCAAAAGGCUGUGGAAGGUCUGUGUUGAACAUCAUACCUUUUUCAGGCUCGUGUCCCCAGAGGCACCUCCGAAGAAGUUCCUGAGCCUCGGUUCCAAGUUUCGCUACAGUGGCAGAACGCAGGCUCAGACCCGCAGAGCCAGCUCCCAAAUCAUCAGACCUGCUCCGUUGUUUGAGCGCUCAGCCAGCAAACGCUACAACAUGUCCCUCAGCUUAGAUGGAGCUCCCAUUAUGGAGAACCACGAGACUUUGAUGAAGGACACUGCAGCUGAUGGCGCAGCCAAAGUCAUUGCCAAGGGGGACAUUAUCACCACGGUAACAACCGAGAAGAAAGCAGAGGAAGAGAAGGCGGAGCAGGAAGACACUGCGAUGGAUGAAGCGGAAACACUGGAGCCCACUGCCACGACACCGCUCAGACAUGACACAAAGUACUCUCCCUGUGUAUACACAACUGACCCUCUCCGCUCCGAGCUCUCACUCCCCUCAUCACCUGUUUCAUCAACUAAAGUGCGGCGGAGGCGCAGGGAGAAUGUACGAAAACGGGCCUCAUCAGUCAGUCCUGCCAAGAACGGCAAUGGGUGCCGCCGCCGGCAAGCCCAUGCUGAUCGCAAAGCUGCCCUGCUGCAGGAGCAGGCGCUGCUGCUCUCGGCCCGAAAGCAGAGGCUGGAGCAGGGCAAGAGCCGCGGCGGUACGCUCUUCUCCUUCUCCCUGCACCUGCCUGACCUGUCCUCCAUGCUGGAUGAGGACGGCUACCUCACCUUCCCUGAUCUGUCAGAGAUGCGCUUCCUCCCUGAGUGUGCACAGAACUUCCUCCCCAUUAAGUCACCGUCACUCAUCCCCUGCUUCCUCUUCAUCUUUUUCUUCCUGCUCUCCACAUCCUUCUCCGUCCCUUACGCUCUCACCCUCUCCUUCCCCCUGGCGCUGUGCCUCUGCUACCUGGAGCCAAAGGCAGCCUCCCUGACCGCCUCCAUAGCCCAGGGCUACCAUGACCAUGACAGUUCAGAGGAAGAGGAGACCGACAGCGAGCAAACUGACUUUGCCUUUGAUGGAGAGAUGACCGCCACAGAGUCGGAAGCAGAGGACGACUCUGAGAUGCGGACUCAGGACACCGAGCCUCCGGCGGAGAUGGUCAAGCACCAAACCAAUAUCAGCGAACUGAAGCGCUCCUUCCUUGAGACUGGCGACAGCACGCCAGGCCUGACAGAGUGGGAGAAGAGACUCUCCUCAUCCCCAGCGCACUCACCAAGGGCAGAUGAAGCGCCCAUGAUAGAGCCUCUGGAGCUGCAGGAUACUAAAGAUGAGCCACCUGCAGGAGAGGACACAAAAGAAGAGAUGGAGCCUAAAGCCACUGAGGCCGCAGGAUAUCUGGUGAAAUACGUGGCGGAUAGUAUCGUAACAGAUGGGGCCACCUCCUCGGGGCCUCACGGGAUUAGUCUGUCAACCACUAUGGAUGACGACGUCUUCAUGGACGGGACCCUCAGGGAGGUGGAGGAGAAAACGCCCGACUCUCAAGAUGAGGUGUCAGAGAGGUCGGCGUUGAAGGUCAGCCCCGGAGCUGUAAGACAGGAAGUGUCCCAGGCCAUCAUUGACAAGAAAGGGACACUUAUAAUCUUGAAAGAGGAUAGAUUAGACACUGAGGGCAGCGAGAUGAGCAUUUUGGGUGAAAAAGAGGAGCCCGUUGUCCCUGGAGAGCCAGAAGCUCAAGAGAAGGAUUCACUCUCCAGUUCUAUUGAGACAGAAACUAUCAAAGAAGACAGUGCUGUUGUCAUCGAAGCCCAAAUGACAGUAGUCAAGACUCUGAGUCCGAAGAUUGAUGUAAAAGCUGAUGACAUGACUCAGAAUAAAGGUAUUGAUUCGCCUAAAAAGGCGAUGGCAUCGUGGAUUUCUGAGGAGGUGAAGAUUGAGGCAUCAGAGGUCAUAAGUGUGUCUGCAGAGGAAGUCAAGGAGGUGAUGAAGUGUGACAGCCUGCAGCAGAAAGCAGAAUUCUUCACCUUUGAAGAAGUCGUCCAGACCGAACAGUCAAAGUCCAUCUUCACUCAAAACUCAAUUCCGGAAUCUUCGACUACAACCAUAGCAGUGUCUACGCUGGGAUGGGUUUCCUCCUCUCAAAAGGCACCAGCUGAUCCAGAGCAGAAGACGGUGCUUGCCACAGAGACGGAGGAGGGGCCAGCCGAGUCCACUGGGCCAACGAGUCUUGAGAACAGUGAGGUGGGAACCAAAGAGAUGCCUGUGGUCCACACAGAGACAAAAACCAUCACCUAUGAGGCUGCAGAGGUUGACACUAAUGGUGACGCUGACCCUGGGGUGUUGCUGAGCGCUCAGACCAUCACCUCAGAAACCACCAGCACCACGACCACCACACACAUCACAAAGACGGUGAAAGGCGGAGUAUCAGAGACGAGAAUUGAGAAGAGGAUCGUCAUCACAGGAGAUGCCGAAAUCGACCACGAUCAGGCUCUGGCUCAGGCCAUAAAGGAGGCUAAAGAACAGCAUCCUGACAUGUCAGUGACCAAAGUAGUGGUACAUAAAGAGACAGAGAUCACGCCAGAGGAGGGGGAGGAGGAGGACUGACCCAGGAGUAACUCUGAGGGCUGUUUUCUGUUCAACCUCCCACAAUCCAACAUCCAGAUCUCCUCAUGAAAGCCGGCGGGACUCCUCAGAAGAACGGCUCCUCACUCUCCAACUCCCGCAGCUCGCCGCUCGUCGCAACCAUCAACCUGCAAAAGAAACCAAUGCAUUUUGCAUGAGAGGGAUGCAACGUUGCAUCACCAAACAAACGGCAAGAUAUAAACAGAAACCCGUACGAUUUUUAAAAAUGGUUCUCGAUCCACCUGCACGCCGAAUCCCUGUGUGCAGCGAGCAAACCUUUUGCUUUCACUGCCUUAUGACCUUGAUGCAUUUUUAUGAUAAUCGAGAAUAUUAAUUGUAGCAGACUUUUAUUUAUGAAAUAAAGCCAUCACUCCAGAAACUUUAAAUCGCCAUAGGCUGUAUAUGUUAGAAAGUAAACACUAUUUAACCUUGCUGUAGAAGUGCCAACCUCAUUUGCCAGCAAGCAUCGCCUCUCACCGGAUGAUUUCCCUUGUGAGGCGCGUCCCCGCAGCCCAGUACUGUACAUAUCAACAAAGCUUUCCUCAAAAAAUAGCAUCUCUCACAGUUGAUUUGUGUCAUUGUCUACUUGAAUUGUGUUUUUUUCUUUUUAAUGAUCAUUUCAGUAUUUUAUUGUUUCUCAUCAGUUGAUUCCACCACUGAAGGUCUGUUUUGGCAAAAACGCCAAGGAAUCAAGAUUUCUGUGCAAGAACUAGAUUUUUAUGUGCCUGCGCAGCCUGUGAAUGUUUUUCAGGGCAGAUGAUCGGCUGCAGCACAAGUCCCAGGUUUGUGUGACUGUGAGGCGAAGGGCUGCCGAGCGCGGCGGCCCCAGCGAUGCAAAGCCAAAAGAGAUCAGCCCACCCUCCCACCUCCCGAACAUGUCGACAGUGUGCCUCCCCCAUCUCCUCCACUGUAUCUGAAUAAACAACUGUUGUCCUUGUGCAGCCACGUUUUCCUCAAAAUGGUGAAAUAAAAAUGGCAAAC
This is a messenger RNA of Paralichthys olivaceus (Japanese flounder), 4828 nucleotides long. NCBI's taxonomy places the organism in Eukaryota, Metazoa, Chordata, Actinopteri, Pleuronectiformes, Paralichthyidae. The record is from RefSeq and is a predicted model, not a curated record.